Messenger RNA from Telopea speciosissima, 2539 nucleotides. RefSeq names its product pentatricopeptide repeat-containing protein At5g12100, mitochondrial-like. The transcript has a single exon. Gene Ontology annotation, molecular function: protein binding. Lineage: Eukaryota; Viridiplantae; Streptophyta; Magnoliopsida; Proteales; Proteaceae. The coding region runs from base 1 to 2499 and encodes 832 amino acids. The record is from RefSeq and is a predicted model, not a curated record.
AUGUUGAAGAAUCUCCGUCAUAGUCUCCCCAAAUUCACUCACAGCUAUAGAGCCCAAAAUUUCCAUGUCUUCUCUCCCCUCCUCUUCCUCAGCUCUUCCGCCUCCAUAACACAGCAACUCCGACAGAGUUGGAAGAGAAAGACCGAAACUAAACAGCUGACCAAGAAUAAACACCUCUACCAACAAGAGCCCCUGUGGUGGGAAGAAGACCGCCACACUCAUGAACCACAAGUAAGGGAGCUUCGGAUGCUCAUAGAGAAGGGUCGCCUUGUCUCCGUUCGAUCUUCACUUACGCAUCUCAUCCUCUCGAAACCCAAACACCGAUCCCCUCUAUCCUUGUUGGGUUCUCGUCUGGAUCUCUUCCGACUUUUCGCCGUCUCCUCCCCUUCCGUCGCACCCGCUUUCUCUGAUCUUCUCCUGUCCAUAUGCGCCGACUUGAAGAUGCCAAAGGAAGCGGCAGAGGUGCUAAUGUGUAUGAAGGGAAAAGGGAUCUCUUCAUCGCUCGCAUCCUUCAACCGCUUACUAGCGGCCCUGGUUUCUGCGGGACAUUUUGAUGAAACCCUCCGGUUGUUCUCGGAGAUUGUCGAUUCUGGAAUUCUUCGUCCCAAUACCUUCACUUAUAACAAAGCUAUUCAAUCAGCGGUCACAUUGAGGGACUGCAACAGAACUCUCCAACUCUUGGAUUCUGCGGAAAGGAGUCGGGUGAGGCUGGACACAUUUACAUAUAACGUCGUCAUUCGUGGGUUAUGUAGGGAGAAGCGAAUGGAAGAUGCAAACAACAUGCUUGCUGAAAUGCUCAUGAAAAAGGUCGUACCUAAUCGAGUUACCUUCAAUACGCUUAUCUAUGGCUACUGCAAGGUGGGUAAUUUAGAGGAGGCUUUUAGAGUUCGAGACCGGAUGAAGGUCCGGGGUUUGUUCCCAAAUCUCGUUACCUUCAAUUCAUUGGUUAGUGGGCUUUGUCAGGCUCAACGGAUGGAGGAGGCAAGGCAGCUUCUGAAAGAGAUGGAAACCCAUGGCUUUGUCCCGGAUGGGUUUACCUAUGCCAAUCUUUUCAAUGGGUACUCAAGGUGUGGUGGCACUGAAUCCGCUGAUGCUUCAUUGGCCCUCUACAGAGAAAUGAGCACCAAGGGGGUUCAGCUCAACGACUACAACUGUAGUAUUUUGUUGAACAUACUUUGCAAGGAAGGGAAGAUGACUGAGGCUGAGGAGGUCCUAAAGAAUCUGAGCUUCACUCUGAACACUGUGAUGUAUAAUACAGUCGUAUGGGGAUACUGUCUUCUUGGUGACAUGAACAGAGCUCUUUCAACGGUUCAUCGAAUGGAAACUAUUGGGUUGAGGCCAAACUGCAUUACUUUCAAUCAUCUUAUUAGCAGGUUUUGUGAUAGUUACAAUAUGGUCAGAGCAGAGGAAUUGGUGAGGGAUAUGAUGGUUAGGGGAAUUCUCCCAAACUUAGAGACUUAUAAUACACUAAUUGAUGGCUAUGGUCGGGUGCAUCAUUUCGAGAAAUGUUUUCAGAUUCUCAAAGAGAUGGGAGAGAAGGGGUUCAAACCCAAUGGCGUGAGCUUUGGCACCCUUAUAAGUUGUUUGUGCAAGGAAGGUAAUCUUCUUGAAGCAGAAACACUCCUUAGGGAUAUGGAAAGUAGAGGAGUUUCACCCAACGUGCAGGUUUAUAACAUGCUUGUUCAUGGCUACUCUAGAGUGGGUAAAGUGCAAGAUGCUUUCAGAUUGUUUCAUGAAUUGGAAGAUGUGGGGAUAUCUCCAACUCUUGUAACCUACAAUUCUUUAAUAAAUUGCUUUUGCAGAGGAGGGGUGGUUUCAGAAGCAGAAGAAUUAGCUCGAAUGCUAAGAGGUAAAGGUCUUAGUCUUGAUGUGAUCACAUACAACUCCCUAAUUGCAGGCUACACUCGUGCUGGAAAUGCCCAGAAAGCUCUAGAGCUAUACAGAGAUAUGAAGUUAUUAGGUAUAAAACCUACUUUAAGAACUUAUCAUGCCUUGAUUAGUGGAAUUAGCAUGGAGGGAAUGGUGCAAGAAGCAGAUAGAAGGUAUCAAGAAAUGUUGGAGAACAAUCUAACUCCUGAUCAGGUUGUUUAUAAUGCACUAAUUCACUGUCAUGCAAAAUAUGGAGAUACCCGAAAGGCAUUUGUUUUUCACCAGGAGAUGGUUGAGAAGGGAAUGCAUCCUGACAAUAUGACUUAUACUAACUUGAUGAUUGGGUACUUUAGGGAUGGGAAACUGGAAGAAUCAAAUGAUCUUAUUGUUGAUAUGAAGGCCAAAGGGUUAGUGCUUAAUGCUGUCACAUAUAAUACGCUAGUCAAGGGACACUGCCAACUGAAGGAUUUCACUGGAGCUUAUCAAUGGUGUAAAGAAAUGUUUGAGAAUGGUUUUCUUCUCAGUGCUUAUACUUGCAAUGAACUUAUUACUGGUCUCAGAAAGGAGGGUAGGUUGCAAGAGGCCCUGCAUGUUUGUGACACAAUGAGGGAGAAAGAAGUGCAUGGUUAGAGCAGUGUUGUUGUGAAUAUACAGUGGAUUGGUUAUUUAC